Nematocida ausubeli is the source of this 585-nucleotide messenger RNA. RefSeq lists its product as uncharacterized. The transcript has a single exon. The record is from RefSeq and is a predicted model, not a curated record. NCBI's taxonomy places the organism in Eukaryota, Fungi, Microsporidia. The coding region runs from base 1 to 585 and encodes 194 amino acids.
AUGAAGAAACAGAAAACAAGCAUACGUACAUUUCUCAUUAUUUUCGCAUACAUUGGGAUGAGUGUCUUACUGUAUACGUAUAUCCCAAAUUAUAGAAUACAUUUCAUUACAAGAAAUGAGUUCAGCACACGGAAUACUCGACCAAUUAUUUUGUACUCUCAGAGAGACCUUUCAAAGAUAUACGAAAAGUGCACUUGCUGGAUUAAUUGCACGUGUAUUUCUGGCUCAGUGGAUUAUUUGCUUAAAUCAUCAGAUAUUCUACUGCCAGAUGUAGAUGUAUUAAUGCACUCUCCAUUUGACAUCUCCUUAAUACUACAGCACAAAAUAACAAAAACACCAGUUAUUUUACAGAAAGAUCAUAUAUACGCAUAUACAUCGCAUAAAUUCAUCGAUUACAUAAAGAUGUUCAGAUAUUUCUUUGAAGGAAUAUCCUAUUUUGCACUCUCUGAGAUGCAGAAGCAUUGCAACAUCAAGAUAAUUACAUAUUUAUACAUAAUUAUGUGUGUACAUAUGGUAGUAGCAAAGUAUAACAGCAGAAGGCGCAGUAGAAAGGCAGUAUGCAUGGAAGAACUGCAGGCACUAUGA